Molecule: messenger RNA, 1499 nt
Organism: Cygnus atratus (black swan)
Lineage: Eukaryota; Metazoa; Chordata; Aves; Anseriformes; Anatidae
Gene: CALM2
Product: calmodulin 2
Exons: 6
Coding region: 196-645 (149 amino acids)
Molecular function (GO): calcium ion binding
Source: RefSeq, a predicted model, not a curated record
UCGUUUCGCGGCGCCGUUUCCCCGGCGGAGAGGGAGCGGCGCGGAGCGAUCCGGGCGGGCUGUGAGGCGGUUUAUGAGGCACGGCCGGCGGGCGGGCAGGGCUCAGUGUGAGGCGAGCCGUCGAGCGGGAAGCUUGGUCGUGCGCCCCGUGCAGCCCUCCGCGUCCUCCGCACCCCGCAGCCGGGCCGAGACACCAUGGCUGAUCAACUGACAGAAGAGCAGAUUGCAGAAUUCAAAGAAGCUUUUUCACUAUUUGACAAGGAUGGUGAUGGUACUAUAACUACAAAGGAGUUGGGGACUGUGAUGAGAUCACUUGGUCAAAACCCCACAGAAGCAGAGUUACAGGAUAUGAUCAAUGAAGUAGAUGCUGAUGGUAAUGGCACAAUUGACUUUCCAGAGUUUCUGACAAUGAUGGCAAGAAAAAUGAAAGAUACAGAUAGUGAAGAAGAAAUUAGAGAAGCGUUCCGUGUGUUUGACAAGGAUGGUAAUGGUUACAUUAGUGCUGCAGAACUUCGCCAUGUGAUGACAAAUCUUGGAGAGAAGCUAACAGAUGAAGAAGUUGAUGAAAUGAUUAGGGAAGCAGACAUUGAUGGUGAUGGUCAAGUAAACUAUGAAGAGUUUGUACAAAUGAUGACAGCGAAGUGAAGACGUUGUACAGAAUGUGUUAAAUUUCUUGUACAAAAUUGUUUAUUUGCCUUUUCUCUGUUUGUAACUUAUCUGUAAAAGGUUUUUCCCUUACUGUCAAAAGAAUAUGCAUGUAUAGUAAUUAGAAGGCCAUUCCUCCAUGUUUUUCUCCUUUAUCUUACUGUCAUUGUUCUGAUUUUUGGAAAAUUGAUCUAAGUAACAAAUGUUGCAUGUGGCUUACUCUGGAUAUUUAAGCCCUUCUGCACAUCUAAGGUUAGAUGGAGUUGGUUAAAUGAGGGAACAUCUGGAUUGUUUAAAGAAGUAGCUCUCUUUAGAAGACUUAGGUAUGACUGAUGUAACAAGUUACAUAAAGUAAGUUAGGGUUUACCAUGCAUUAGCAAUUCCUGAGUUAAAGCAAGAUGCUGGCUCUAGUUCUCCAGUAAGUAAAGGAGUUGAUUCUGCUUUUGAUGACUGAGGGUGAAGACUCGUGCAGGCCAAAACCAUGUGAAUAGCAUGUAUGUGGCUAAUGCACUGUAAAAAUCAUUCUCCUAACUUGCUUCAUAGUAACUUGUUUGUGGCCAUACCAGUAACAUGUUGUUGAAAUGUGGAGUCUUAACUGUUGUGGACGAUUGACAGUCAACAAUAUGAAACUUUAAAGUUGCACUAAUGCAAAACGGGUGUAUUAUCCAGGUACUCGUACACAAUUUUUUUGUACUGCUGGUCCUGUACCAGAAAACAUUUUCUCCUCUUGUUACUAUGCUUUUUAAACUUUGUUUAGCCACUUAUUUUCAAAAAAAUCUGCUUCUGGCACGAUUUGCCUCAAAUCCAUUCCAAGUUGUAUAUUUGUUUUCCAAUAAAAAAUUACAAUUUACCCA